Messenger RNA from Tarenaya hassleriana, 1833 nucleotides. Its product is annotated as chaperone protein dnaJ 49. Bases 340 to 1377 code for a protein of 345 amino acids. The record is from RefSeq and is a predicted model, not a curated record. Gene Ontology annotation, cellular component: endoplasmic reticulum membrane. Gene Ontology annotation, molecular function: Hsp70 protein binding. NCBI's taxonomy places the organism in Eukaryota, Viridiplantae, Streptophyta, Magnoliopsida, Brassicales, Cleomaceae. Gene Ontology annotation, biological process: cellular response to misfolded protein. The transcript has 3 exons.
UUUUGUUAAAUCCUUCUUCUUCUUCGUUUAUUCCUUGUUUGUUCGUUCGUCCGUCCUCCGCAACAACUCUCUUCUCCACGAAGAAGCGAGAGGAAUCAAAACCUCAUACUCCGUUCCUGAUCGGAUUUUCCUUCCCUCUUCUAUGGCUGACAUCUUCCUCUGAAUCCGGGAACUCGAUUGAGCUGUGAUUAUUUGGUUUCCUUAUUGCUUUCUCGUAGAUAUAUCCUGAUUCGAUUCGGUAUUUGAUGGGUUAAUAUCUCGUUUUAUUAGUAGAUUUCGUGGAGGAUGAGGGAUUGAAUUGUAGAAGGCGAAAUUACUGAACUAGGGAUUCGAAGAAUUAUGGAUGGUAAUAAGGAUGAAGCCUUAAGGUGUCUGGGAAUCGCUGAAGACGCCGUUGCCUCUGGUGAUAAGGGACGAGCCUUGAAAUUUAUCCACUUGGCUAAGCGGCUUUAUCCGAGUUUAUCUGCUGAUGAUCUUGUUGCUGCCUGUAACAAGCUUGAUCCUGUUUCAAUUAACUCCUCUCUUGAGGGAAUUCCAGAAAGCGUUGGUGGUGAUAAGCUUGAGCCCGAUAAGGUUGACGAGAAAAGCGAAAAUGCUGAGUUGAUUAGGCGGUUAAGAAGGAGCGAUGACUACUACGCGAUUUUGGGCGUGAAGAAGAGUUGUUCCGAUGAGGAGAUUAGAAAAGCUUAUAGGAAAUUGUCGUUGAAAGUUCACCCCGAUAAGAACAAGGCCCCAGGUUCAGAGGAAGCGUUUAAGAAAGUGUCGAGGGCGUUCACAUGUUUGAGUGAUGUUAACUCGAGGAAGCAGUAUGAUCAGGUCGGUCUUGUCGAUGAGUUUGAUCAUAUCAAGAGGCGAUACCGUAGGCCGAGGAGGAGAAGGAAGAAUACUCAAACUGAUUUCUUCGCAGAUGAUUUCGACCCUGAUGAGAUAUUCCGGGAAUUUUUUGGUCAAGGAGACACAUUCCGUGCUUCUCAUGGUUAUAGAAAUAGACGAACACGUCAUCAACCCCCGCAAGAGGAGGACGGACCUAGUUUCUUGACACUUCUUCAGAUAUUACCGUUCUUGUUGCUUUUCUUGCUGGCUUAUCUACCUUUCUCUGAGCCCGACUACGCUCUGCACAAGAACCAGUCUUACCAGAUACCGAAGACAACCCAAAAUCAUGGGAUUGAUUUUUACGUCAGAUCAUCUGCCUUUGAUGAGAAGUUCCCUCUCGGUAGCUCGGCUCGAUUCAACAUCGAGGAUAGCGUGAUUAAGGACUACAGGAACUUUCUUUUCCACUCGUGUCGGGUAGAACUCCAGAAACGGCGGUGGAACAAGAAGUUGCCAACCCCUCACUGCAAUGAAUUACAAGGUAUGGGGUUUGUUGAAAGGGUAUAAGGCUGAAAAAGAAGCCUAGAACUCAUGUUACCUCGACCAAAUCCUUAACCCGAUAUGAGCUCAGAGUCUCAGAUUAUGCUGCAGCGUUGGAGAAUUCAGAUCGGGUUCUGAUCAGCGUUUUUUUUUUCCGGGGCGGACUGGAAGGAAGACGGGUUCUCACCGAGGCCAAGAAAUCAGGCCGUAGACGAGCGGUGCGUAAAGCUUUUGUAUGACAAUCAAAUCUAGUCUUCUUCAUUCGUACGGUUUUGGAGAUCAUAACAAAGGGUAUUGAGAACAAAACCACCUCUUGUUACACACACAUAUUACAAUCCCAUUGUAUGGUGCGUUGUUUUUGUAAUGUGCAUCGUCUCAUAAAGCAUACAUUUCCUCCAUUGGGAUUUAACUCCAAUGGAGGAUCCGAUGUAAUACAAGAAAAAGGGCGGAAGUUGAUUCAACAAGAAAUCUUCUUUGCAUGGG